Molecule: messenger RNA, 2229 nt
Organism: Coregonus clupeaformis (lake whitefish)
Lineage: Eukaryota; Metazoa; Chordata; Actinopteri; Salmoniformes; Salmonidae
Exons: 2
Coding region: 692-2083 (463 amino acids)
Source: RefSeq, a predicted model, not a curated record
CUCAAUUAUUAUUAUUUUAUUUUUUUGCUAAACAGUUGUGGAGCCCACAUCAUUUUCCCUCUCCUCUUUCGGCCGGUGAGGCGGUAGAGAAGCCUGCAGAACCUCUCCCUGAGGGGGGCGGUGCGGGCCACGAGCAAGGCCCAAAAGUGUCUCACUCCCCGGGUCAGAAAGCUCAUAAUGAGCUAGGUCAUCGCAAGCACCAGCACCAGUGUAGAUACUACCAUGACCUGGUAGUAUAUGAGGAGCUGUAGGUCACGGGGGCGUUUGCCAAAGUUGUCUGAAAAAGCAUGUCGGACGUGAGACCCGCCCCAGUUAAGGGACAGGGACUGCGCAUCAAACAUAUUGCCAAAUGUAUCCAUAGAAAUAAAUGAAUUAAUUAAUUAUAAUGAAUUAAUGAAUACAAUGAAGAGCAGGUUACAGAGUUGUUGAUUGUCCACUGUCAACAUUCUAGAACUCUUGUAACAUACUGGGUCCAUAUAAUAUUAUGUUUCAUGACAGUCCCACUAUAAACAUUCUGGUAGUUGUGAUGUCAUAAUCGAUUCUUCUAUUACAUCAUGUUGGGUCCAUAUCUUGUGUAUGUUUGACAGUGAACAGUAAACCCAAUUCACUUUUACAAAGCACAGCUAGCCAACUAGUAGUUUGACUUGUAAUUUGUACUGCCUACUUUUGAAAGACGAUUUCUUUAAUCAAAAUGGCACAGCUCUCCCAGAAGGGUGGGCUGUGCAACAUGAAGACGUUAUUGUUGGCUGUUAUUUUCUGUCUCCUAUCGUUUGUUGCUGCAAAUGUGUUGGUGUCUUCAGAGCACAAGACUUUGAUGCCAGUGAAGGACCACCCUAUUCUGAACAACCCUGAUGCUACAAAAGAACAAGUUGAUAGUUUACGGGUGAAAGACUAUUCUUCUCCAGGUAAUGUGGGCCAGUUGACAAAAGGAUAUCCCUCAAAAAAUGUCAAAGAACCCCCGGACUUUGUAGAGCCCCUGAUUUAUGUUCCAGAGCACAAGCCGUUGAUGCCAGUGAAGGACCACUCUGUUCAGAACAACCCUGAUGCUACAAAAGAGACCAAUUUUAAGUCAUUGCUGGAACAACUUGAGAGUUUACGGGUGAAAGACGAUUCUUCUCCAGGUAACGUGGGCCAGUUGACAAAAGGAUAUUCCUCAAAAAAUUCUAAAGAGCCCUCGGAGCUUGUAGAGCCCCUGAUUUCUGUUCCAGAGCACAGGCCUUUGAUGCCAGUGAAGGACCACCCUGUUCAGGACAUCCCCAAUGUUGCAAAAUGGACCAAAAUGGUGCAAGUGGACCAGAUGCUGGAACAACUUCAGAGGAUGAAAGAUGAUACUUUCCCAGGUAAAGCUAAAGUCCCACAGAUGAUUGUGGAGAAACUUAUUCCUUAUCUACAGGCUUACAAGCAAAAAGCAUUGCAAGGUGACAACAACGUCUUCAAAGAAAAUCUUCAGGCUCCAGCUCCAAAAGCUCAGAAGAGCACCCUGAAGAUCAAACCCAGAGUCAACAUAUUGACUGACCCUUCUUACUCCGAGCCACUUGUGAAGGUGAACCUGAUUUUGGGGCUUGUUUUCUAUGGCUUCAUCGUAAUAGUGGUUCUCUAUGAUGCUGUGAGAAUCUCCAAGGAGGCUAGAAGGCGAUCUGAUGCUAUUGCCACUGCCAGGUUGAAGAAAAGGGAACCAGCCACCGCUGAACCACAGACACUGGCAUCCAGAGUUCGGGAGAGCAUCUCUUCACGGUUUGGUUUGAAACAAGCAUCAUCCACACCACAGUGUGCCCCCAUUUCUGACGAUUCUGCAAAAGAGUUGCAGAAGUCAAAGGAGUUCAUCUCCACUAAGGACAAAUCUGAGUCGGAAAAGAGACCUGGAAAGAGUGCUGUCAGCCUGAGAGAGUGUGAGCCGCCUCUGCCUAGCAUCCCAGAUAACUUCCUUGUGCCUGACUCUGAGCCUGCCAUCCAGGUGGCAUUGAACCCAUUCGACACCAAGCUAGCCAAAGUUGUAUCUGACAAUGCUGAGGCAUCCAACUACGAGGCAACCGAGAAGCCCUGCUACACACAGUCUGGGCUCACUGAGGUUUGCGUCAAUUAAGACUGAGGACUACUUCUUAAACCAAGUGAUAUUGAAUAAAAGCUGCAGAUAUUACAUCUCCAAAUGAGAUCACAUGGAGACUGCCACCUUUGAAGACUUCCAUUUUCUGUUUGUAAUUUAAUUUCUUUAGAAUAGUAAUAAAAAUA